GCGGCGACUGGAUUUGUGGAGCGGUUGUUUUCGGGUGUUCAGGCGUUCGGCCGUGAUCGGCGAUUCGUAACGUCCUCGCGUUUGCAAACAGAUCAAAAUGCAAAUCUUUGUGAAGACCCUGACCGGCAAGACCAUCACCCUGGAGGUGGAGCCCAGCGACACCAUCGAGAAUGUGAAAGCCAAGAUCCAGGAUAAGGAAGAUCCCCCUGACCAGCAGCGGCUCAUCUUUGCAGGCAAGCAGGUGGAAGAUGGGCGCACUCUUUCUGACUACAACAUCCAGAAAGAGUCGACCCUGCAUCUGGUCCUGCGCCUGAGGGGUGGUAUGCAGAUUUUCGUCAAGACCCUGACCGGCAAGACCAUCACCCUGGAGGUGGAUUCAGAACAAGAAACACUAUGGAGAGUUGAGGAAGGCCUCACAGAGGAUGGAGAGGCAUUUGGUUUUACAGAUGAACAGGCAUUCCUUCCCCAGCAUUGGUGUGACUUACCCCUCGCCACCACGAUAAAGCUGUCAAGGCUACGGCCUGAGGGUGCGAGGCGGAAACAGUCCAGGCCUCCCCGACCCGAGUCAGGCGAGCCGCCAUCAGAAGCACGGCGCUGCGCGCUCCUCGUUACCGAACGCGGCGAAAGGGCAUGGCCCACUCCGGAAGUGGGCGCACUCAGACUUCCGGUCGUUUCCUCAAAUCCAGAGGGAGGCGACCUUCUCCAUCACGUCCAGUUCUUCUGCUUUCCCUGCGCCGUUUCAAACGUGCUUGACAAAGAGAACAACGAAGCCAGAGUGACCUACGCGUUCCCAACCCCUGGGUCUGGGCCUGUUAGGAACCGGGUGACAUCGCUGCCUGAGUUCCGCCCUUCCCCCACCCCGGGGCCACCAUUCUGGGAGUUUACUGCCUUCAGUUAA
Propithecus coquereli (Coquerel's sifaka) is the source of this 898-nucleotide messenger RNA. RefSeq names its product ubiquitin-40S ribosomal protein S27a-1-like. Gene Ontology annotation, molecular function: protein tag activity; ubiquitin protein ligase binding. Gene Ontology annotation, biological process: modification-dependent protein catabolic process; protein ubiquitination. Gene Ontology annotation, cellular component: cytoplasm; nucleus. The record is from RefSeq and is a predicted model, not a curated record. Lineage: Eukaryota; Metazoa; Chordata; Mammalia; Primates; Indriidae.